Molecule: messenger RNA, 3755 nt
Organism: Sorex fumeus (smoky shrew)
Lineage: Eukaryota; Metazoa; Chordata; Mammalia; Eulipotyphla; Soricidae
Gene: VPS35L
Product: VPS35 endosomal protein sorting factor like
Exons: 31
Coding region: 16-2907 (963 amino acids)
Biological process (GO): endocytic recycling
Cellular component (GO): endosome
Source: RefSeq, a predicted model, not a curated record
CAUGUGACCGGCAAGAUGGCUGCCUUCCCGUGGCACCCCAGGAACCGCGACUACAAGGCCGAGUUGGCGUCCUGCCGCCUGGAGGCGGUGCCGCUGGAGCUGGGCGACUACCACCCCCUGAAGCCCAUCACCGUGACUGAGUCGAGGACCACGAAGGUGAGCCGGAAGGGGAGCACCUCUUCCGCCUCCUCCUCGUCCUCCAGCUCCGUGGUGGACCCGCUGAGCAGCGUCCUGGACGGCACCGACCCACUCUCCAUGUUCGCAGCCACAGCGGAGCCCCUGGCCACAGCGGCCGCCACGGACAGCUCCAGAAAGAAACGGGACAGAGACGACGGCUCCGUCCUGGGGUUGGACUUCGAGCCUUGGGCCAACAAGCGCGGAGAGAUCCUGGCCCGCUACACCACCACGGAGAAGCUGUCAAUUAACCUAUUCAUGGGAUCAGAAAAAGGCCGAGCCGGGACCGCCACGUCCGCCAUGUCUGAGAAGGUCCGGAUCCGGCUGGAAGAGCUGGAUGACUUUGAGGAGGGCUCCCAGAAGGAGCUGCUGAAUCUGACCCAGCAGGACUACGUGAACCGCAUCGAGGAGCUGAACCAGUCGCUGAAGGACGCCUGGGCCUCGGAUCAGAAAGUGAAAGCGCUCAAAAUAGUCAUCCAGUGCUCCAAGCUGCUCUCGGACACCAGCGUCAUCCAGUUCUACCCCAGCAAAUUCGUGCUCAUCACAGACAUCCUGGACACCUUUGGAAAGCUCGUGUACGAGCGCAUCUUCUCUAUGUGCAUGGAGAACCGAAGCGCCUUUCCAGAUCAGUUCGCCCCCGAGAAUGUCACCGACACGGCCAAGGAGACGUGCCUGAAUUGGUUCUUCAAGAUCGCGUCCAUCCGAGAGCUGGUCCCCAGAUUUUAUGUAGAAGCGUCCAUCCUCAAGUGUAACAAGUUCCUCUCCAAAAUGGGGAUCUCAGAGUGUCUGCCCCGGCUGACGUGCAUGAUCCGAGGUAUCGGAGACCCGCUGGUGUCGGUGUAUGCCAGGGCCUACCUUUGCCGGGUGGGCAUGGAGGUGGCGCCUCGGCUCAAGGAAAGCCUCAACGAGAACUUCUUUGACUUUCUGCUCACCUUCAAGCAGAUCCACGGGGACACGGUCCAGAACCAGCUGGUGCUCCAGGGCGUGGAACUGCCGUCCUACCUGCCCCUGUACUCGCCGGCCAUGGACUGGAUCUUCCAGUGCAUCUCCUACCACGCGCCGGAGACUCUGUUAACUGAAAUGAUGGAGAGAUGUAAGAAGCUAGGAAAUCACGCCCUGCUGCUGAACUCCGUGAUGUCUGCUUUCCGCGCCGAGUUCAUCGCAGCCCGCUCCAUGGAUUUUAUUGGCAUGAUCAAGGACUGUGACGAGUCUGGUUUCCCCAAGCAUCUUCUCUUCCGCUCCCUGGGGCUGAACUUGGCCUUGGCUGACCCCCCCGAGAGCGACCGCCUCCAGAUUCUCAAUGAGGCCUGGAAAGUCAUCACGAAACUGAAGAAUCCACAGGACUAUGUCAGCUGCGCUGAGGUGUGGGUCGAGUACACCUGCCGGCACUUCACAAAACGGGAGGUGAACACGGUCCUGGCCGACGUCAUCAAGCACAUGAACCCUGACCGGGCUUUCGAAGAUUCCUACCCGCAGCUUCAGUCGAUAAUCAAGAAAGUGAUCGCCCACUUCCACGACUUCGCAGUGCUUUUCUCAGUGGAAAAAUUCCUGCCAUUUCUGGACAUGUUCCAAAAGGAGAAUGUGCGGGUGGAGGUUUGCAAAUGCAUCAUGGAAGCCUUUAUCAAGCACCAGCAAGAACCCACCAAGGACCCCGUCAUCCUGAACGCCCUCCUGCACGUCUGCAAGACCAUGCACGACUCCGUGAAUGCUCUCACACUGGAGGACGAGAAGCGGACCCUGGCGUAUCUGAUCAACGGCUUUAUAAAAAUGGUCUCCUUCGGCCGUGACUUUGAACAGCAGUUGAGUUUCUAUGUGGAGGCCAGGUCCAUGUUCUGCAACCUGGAGCCGGUCCUGGUGCAGCUGAUCCACAGCGUCAACCGGUUGGCCAUGGAAACCAGGAAAGUGAUGAAAGGAAAUCAUUCCAGAAAGACGGCCGCGUUUGUGCGGGCCUGCGUCGCCUACUGCUUCAUCACCAUCCCCUCCCUGGGGGGCAUCUUCGCGCGCCUCAACCUCUACCUGCACUCCGGCCAGGUCGCCCUCGCCAACCAGUGCCUCUCCCAAGCCGACGCCUUCUUCAAAGCUGCCAUCGGCCUGGUUCCCGAGGUCCCGAAGACCAUCAGCGUGGAGGGCAAGCUGCGGCCGUCAGAGCCCUUCCUGCUCGAGUUCCUCUGCAACUUCUUCUCGACACUGCUCAUCGUGCCGGACCACCCCGAGCAUGGGGUCCUGUUCCUGGUGCGGGAGCUUCUCAACGUGAUCCAGGACUAUGCGUGGGACUGCGGCGGCGACGACAGGGUGCGGCUGUACACGUGCGUGCUGCACCUGCUGGCAGCCAUGAGCCAGGAGACCUACCUCUACCACAUAGACAAGGUGGACUCCAACGACAGCCUCUAUGGCGGGGACUCCAAGUUCCUGGCAGAAAACAACAAGCUGUGCGAGACGGUGAUGGCGCAGAUCCUGGAGCACCUGAAAGCCCUCACCAAGGAUGAGGCCCUGAAGCGCCAGAGCUCGCUGGGCCUGUCCUUCUUCAACAGCAUCCUGGCCCACGGCGACCUGCGCAACCACCGGCUCAACCAGCUCUCCGUCAGCCUGUGGCACCUGGCGCAGAGGCACGGCUGUGCCGACCCCCGGGCCAUGGUGAAGACUCUGGAGUACAUCAGGCAGCAAAGCAAGCAGCCGGAGAUGGCUCACCUGACGGAGCUGGCCCUCCGGCUCCCGCUGCAGAGCAGGACCUGACCUCGCGGCCCGGCCAGGGCCUGGGCUCAGGGCACGCCUAGGAAGGCCACGUCUCUGCCGGUCCUCACACACACGGGGCGCAACGAUCGUCAUCGCAGCCUCCCUGACGCAGCCUCCCGGAGCACCCUGAGCACAUGGGCCGCCACAGGGGAGGGGGGGUGUGGGUGAGCCCGAGGAGCGGCAGCGCCACCCGCCUUGUGCCCACAAAGUGCUCAGGCCCCAGCGAUGGAACCCUGCCUUGAGCGCAGAGGGCUGGGUGGCCCAGAGAACAUUUCCUGUCCCGUGCAGCUCUUUUCGGACUCCGACCAUGGCCGUGGGUGGCAGAGAAAGAAGCGUCUACCACAAGGCCCCCGCGGCUUCUGGACGUGAAUAAUCCUCAAGGAACAUGUUGCGUUUCUGCGGGUCCCAUUGCUGCGACUCUUCAUCCGGGACGAGCAAGUUAGUCACUGCGGCAGCCGCGAUCCCAGACCACCCGCCCAGGACCUGCUGACCUCCCUGCUCCCGAGCUGCCAGGCUGAGAGAGGAGGAGAUUAGUGCGGCCCGGGGGCCACCGCCUCCAGCGCGGCUCAGGAGCAGGGCUGCCAGGCUGUGGGUCGUAAAAGCCCCCCGCUGCUCUUCUGGAAGCCUUGCAUCAGGCAGACUGGCACUUCGUCUGCGCUGGAAAAUGCACGAGACAGUUCCUCUCGGACCUCUUGACCCCCCACGUCAGUGUGGACCUGCUGCAGUCUGGUCACGAGCCUCCCGGGGCUUUCCUGGCCUACCCAACGGCCUUCCACGUCCCAUACCAUCGCCUAGGCCACCCCAUCGCCCUUUACGACCUAAUACAGAAACUCGGAGAGCACAGUGGU